Molecule: messenger RNA, 279 nt
Organism: Drosophila yakuba
Lineage: Eukaryota; Metazoa; Arthropoda; Insecta; Diptera; Drosophilidae
Product: larval cuticle protein 65Ab1
Exons: 1
Cellular component (GO): chitin-based extracellular matrix
Molecular function (GO): structural constituent of chitin-based larval cuticle
Source: RefSeq, a predicted model, not a curated record
AAACGUCGUAGCCAGAAGAGACAGACUAUAAAUGAACUGAUUAUAGGCCCAUUUACAGACCCUUACACAUUUUUGGAGACUAGCGAUGGCACCAGCAUCAAACAGGAAGGUUCCCUUAAGAACGUUGGCACUGAUCAAGAGGCCGCUGUCGUUCGCGGAUCCUUCUCCUGGGUGGAUGAGAAGACCGGCGAGAAGUUCACCACCAACUACGUGGCUGAUGAUAACGGAUACCAGCCCGUGGGCGACCACCUGCCCGUGGCUUAAAAAUAAAUUUAAAUG